AACAAAACUUUCUAUCUAGUCUUCUUAUAAAACAAUUCUUAAAGGGGUUUGUGUCAAACAACUGCUUUGAAUUAAGGAAUCGUCAGGUGUUGCUCCGAUGCUCUAACUUCCAGGAGAAAGGUUUUUUCUAUGCUAAAAUAUGCAAACUAUCCAUCAGUUUCCAUUUCCUCUCUCCCCUGAACGCCCUUUCUCAAAUCCGGUGGGUGUGGGAAGGUUCCAGAGAUGAUAUUUACACGCGCCUUUACUUAAACCACUUGGGUGGAGUCCAGCAGAGGCGACUCUAUAACCGAGGGGUUUUUAACACUAUUGCCAAAUAGCAGUAGAAGGGACACUUUGAUUAUCUACACAAGCGAUUUGGGAGCUCCAGAGCAGUUGUUCUAGGGAAAAUUGACCGAGGAACGGAAGACGUCUGAGGAGCCUCAACCCCAAGUGAAGGCAGGAACGUUGGCUCUGUUUCUCGUGCGUUCACCUUCCGCAGCCUUCUCCUCGGUUGUUGAGGAAUUGUGGAAACUCCCUCACCUGUCAGAACCCAGAUUUGCUGAGGAAGGGAGCGCGGGCACUCAGCGCUUUGCCGCCACUCCCCUGAAGCUCCUGCAACGGCGAAGACCCAGAAGCAGCGCAGGUGCUGAAGGUUUAGACCCAGAUGUUAGCGCGCCCCCACCCCAGUCAGCCCCCAGUGAGACCCACUCCACUGCCAACAGACGCCAUUUGUCAGGGGUGCCCGGCUCGAGGGCACAAGCUGCGGCGGAGUGUUCCUGGACGCUCCGCCUUCUUCUCCUAAGCCGCGAACAGCAGGAACCAGAAACCUUUCCUUAGGACCUUGCCUUCGGCCCCUUCUGCUUUUGGGGCUUGACUCUCCUGGCCAGUCUUCCUCCCCUGGCCUCCUGCAGCGCCUGCCUCCUUCUCCUCCACCGCCGCCCCUGGCCAGUCCCCUUGGGGCCCCUGGGCAGCUCCACCCCAACUUUGCGCGUGAGUCGCGCCCUCUCCUCCCAAGCCCCUUCUCUAGGUCCACCUACUCCGGCGCAUACAACAAGCUGCACUCGAGUUUGGAGGAAGCCAAUUCAAACCUUCUCUGAUCUCCUCGGAAAAAAAGCAAAAAACAAAGAAAAAAGAAAAACCCGAAUAAGGUUAUCCGACUCGGGAGGUAAGGAGAUAACGCACUCUGCAUACGCUGGCACCCCCUAAGUUGAAGGAACCCUGCAUCUGCCUUGACUUGUGCUGCCGAGGAACUAUCCUUCUCGCCCCCCGGGAAGAACUGUCAGCCAGAAAGAAAUCUCUUCGACCGAGUUAGCUCUUGGGACGCGUUUUAGAGGAAAAAGAGACCUCCCUUCUCCAACUAAACUCGUCCUUGUCUAUUAAUCCUUCGAUCAGACUGGGGCUGGAAAAGCUGAGGGGGAGAAGCCACUUUCAGGGAGAGAAUCAGUAGCGGGUACUAAAUCUGGUCCCGACGCCCCGGGUGACCCAUACUUAGGGGGCAGUGCGAAACCAUGGCCGGGUGCUGCUGCUUGUCCGCGGAGGAGAAGGAGUCGCAGCGCAUCAGUGCCGAAAUUGAGCGGCAGCUGCGCAGGGACAAGAAAGACGCGCGUAGGGAGCUCAAGCUGCUGCUGCUGGGUACUGGCGAGAGUGGGAAAAGCACCUUUAUCAAGCAAAUGAGGAUUAUUCAUGGGUCUGGUUACUCGGAUGAAGACAGAAAAGGCUUCACAAAACUGGUUUAUCAAAAUAUAUUUACCGCUAUGCAAGCGAUGAUCAGAGCCAUGGACACUUUACAUAUACAAUAUGUAUCUGAGCAGAACAAGGAAAAUGCUCAGAUGAUUAGAGAAGUGGAAGUAGACAAAGUGUCCAUGUUGCCCAGGAAACAAGUGGAAGCAAUCAAAAAAUUAUGGGAGGACCCUGGAAUCCAGGAAUGUUAUGAUCGAAGAAGAGAAUACCAACUCUCGGACUCAGCGAAAUAUUACUUGAGUGAUAUUGAUCGAAUUGCUAUGCCAUCAUUUGUGCCAACACAACAAGAUGUUCUCCGUGUCCGAGUGCCUACAACUGGAAUUAUUGAAUAUCCCUUUGAUUUAGAAAAUAUCGUCUUUCGGAUGGUGGAUGUUGGAGGCCAGAGGUCUGAGAGACGGAAAUGGAUCCACUGUUUUGAAAGUGUCACCUCCAUCAUUUUCUUAGUAGCUCUGAGUGAAUAUGAUCAAGUCUUGGCUGAGUGUGACAAUGAGAAUCGCAUGGAAGAGAGUAAAGCCUUAUUUAAAACCAUCAUCACUUACCCCUGGUUUCUGAACUCAUCAGUGAUUUUGUUCUUAAACAAAAAAGAUCUUUUAGAGGAGAAAAUCAUGUACUCCCAUCUUAUCAGCUAUUUCCCAGAAUACACAGGACCUAAACAGGAUGUCAAAGCUGCCAGAGACUUCAUCUUGAAGCUUUAUCAAGACCAGAAUCCUGACAAAGAGAAAGUUAUCUAUUCCCACUUCACAUGUGCUACUGACACAGAAAACAUCCGCUUUGUGUUUGCAGCAGUCAAAGACACUAUUCUACAGUUAAAUCUGAGGGAAUUCAACCUUGUUUAAAGGCUGCACUCUCCUUUCUCUCUGCAAUGAGAAAAGAAAGGGCUUUUGGCAUCUUCUUGGUUUCUUCUGCAAAUGCUUCUCAGAUUCUCCUGUUACUACCUUACCCAUUACACUGUGACUCACAUAGGUAUCCAGCCUCCUCUGAAACACAAGCCUGAGCACCAAAUCCACCAUGUUUGCUUAAUAACUGCGACAGGCUCAGAGGAAUAAAGAAAUGGGUGAUGGAGCUUAGAGGAAAGUAUACAAAAGUUUACUGAAGCCUUUAAAAAACUUAUAAAUUUGACUCAUUUUAUGGUUCCUUUUUAAAAUUUUGGCUGAGAUUCUUUUUGUGCAUGAUAUUAAAGAUAUUUAAGACAAAUAUUUUAUAGAUGUCUAUAAAAAACCCCCACUCCAAUUCA
Vombatus ursinus (common wombat) is the source of this 2953-nucleotide messenger RNA. RefSeq names its product guanine nucleotide-binding protein subunit alpha-14. NCBI's taxonomy places the organism in Eukaryota, Metazoa, Chordata, Mammalia, Diprotodontia, Vombatidae. Gene Ontology annotation, biological process: adenylate cyclase-modulating G protein-coupled receptor signaling pathway; phospholipase C-activating dopamine receptor signaling pathway; action potential. The record is from RefSeq and is a predicted model, not a curated record. Gene Ontology annotation, cellular component: heterotrimeric G-protein complex. The coding region runs from base 1488 to 2555 and encodes 355 amino acids. Gene Ontology annotation, molecular function: GTPase activity; G protein-coupled receptor binding; guanyl nucleotide binding. The transcript is spliced from 7 exons.